AUGUCAGACCAUAUCCUGAAAACGUUAUUGCAGAAGUCAAUCCAGCAUUCUCCUAAAAGGGAAACUUUUCCAGCCCCAGAAACACAAUGAAGUGAUUCGCUUCGCAAAAAAUCUCCUGAGUUCAAAUUUUCCUACCACUAUUUAUACUUUUUCAUAUAAAUCGAAAACUAAUUGAUAUUUUAAUAAAUAGGAUGCUAUAUUAUCUGAAAUAAUAAGUUUGUCUGCAUAUAGAAUACUAAAUCACUCCCCAAAUCACUCUCCCAAUCGAUCUCGUAGUCAGUCCCCACGAUCUCCUAGAAAAAGCUCUGAAAUCCCAAAACCUGAAAAGAAGCCGGGAAAAAAGACUGAAUCAGCUGAUCUUGAUAAGCUUCUUGAAGAAAUGGAAGGUUUAAAAAAACAAAUUACUGUUAAAAAAGCGGAAAAAGUUACGAGAAUUGAGUCCAACACAAAUAGAUCUCAAGGGCUAUUAAAAGAGCAAAAGUCUUCAAGAAAAUCUGAUAUGGAUGGAAUAAUGAGUACAGCUGCUUCAAAGAGUCAGUGAUCAACUCCUGGGAACGAUUUCCUGUCAAAAUCUCCGAAUAAAUCUCUUGAGGAUCAAAUUGUUCAAUUAUCUCAUAGGCAAAAGGCGGCAGAAAUUGAGUUUAAUUCUAGGAAAAAUCUUAUAGAAAAUGAAAUUUACAGAUACCAAGAAAUGUUUAGCAAAGAGCUUACUAGUUAUGAAGAGGACAAAGUAAUUUUUACUUACUUUCUGAGUAGGACUAUUUAGUUCUUCCUGUUUUUUUUUGUCACAAUUAACCGUUCAUUUUUUUAAAAAAAUAUUCAAAGCAUUAAUUUUAUGUUGAAAAAAUAAUUAUUUUAGUAUUUCAUUUACCAAAAUUUAGCUUAAUUAGAAUUUCAAUUAAUUAUAUAUGAAAAAAUACACUUAUUAAUGUGUAAGCAGGCUAUAGUCAAUUUAAUUAUCUUUUCUAGAAUUUAAAGAAAGGAAAGCUAGAAAAAAUGAGAAGAAAAGGUGCAAACGCUAAAGCAAAAAAUUGCUAGGCAAAGCCAGUCUGAAUUUAACGAAGAUUUCAGCCACCUUUCUUUGCAAGAAGAGAAUAAAAGGCUCAAAGAAAUUAUAAAAGGAUACAAAUCUGAGGAGCAGGACUAUCUUCAAAAACUUCAAGAAGAGAUAAACAGUAUAAAGCAGAGGCUUGAAAUAAAUGAAAUGUAUACACAACAAUUGCUGGAAAUAUGCAAAUAA
Blepharisma stoltei is the source of this 1240-nucleotide messenger RNA. NCBI's taxonomy places the organism in Eukaryota, Ciliophora, Heterotrichea, Heterotrichida, Blepharismidae. The record is from the annotation of a GenBank genome assembly.